AUGGCGACUUCCAGUCCAGAUCUUCUUGGCGCGUCCUCUCCUGCUAGCCUAAACGCUGGAACUUUGGACGACCGGCUAACAGCUAGUCUGAACUCCCAGCAAUUUACCGUCGCGGCCUACUUGAAUCUAGCACUGGCGUCACAACGCGAGAACGCAAAAGACGAUCCUCCCGACGUCAUCGCGCAACAGCGCAUGGCCGAACUUGCUUUGCAGCUUCAACUGCAGACACAGUCGUGCCACGAAGAAAUCGGACGCAUAGGGGCGGAGCUGCAGGCUAUUUUGCCCCGUUGCGCGGCUGAUAUCGGACGGGUAGGUGUGGGGCUUGAAGGAUUGCGUCAGGACGCGACAUCCCUUUUGGAAACCACUUCCGUGGAUAUGGAACAAGACGUCUCGUCGUCUUUGGAAACACUCAGUACCUUACAUGCUCUGCAAGCCAAUUUGACGCGCACGAAAGAAAUUUUGACGGCCGCUGCAACUUGGGAUUCCACCCUUUCGACUAUCGCACCGCUGCUCGCGCAACAAAACUUGCCCGACGCCGUCAACGCGUUGGCGCAGCUCGAAAAUGGUGCACAAGCGCUUCAAGGCAUGCCUGGUCUGGAAGAUCGCGACAUCGCAGUUGCUAAUGUUCGUCAACAAGUGUCGAUUCUGUUACAACCUCAGCUCCAGAAUGCUCUCAUCCAUAUGCAAACGCGCUUAGGGCCUCUACAACAGUGCGUGCUUUUGUACUCCAAACUUGACAAAAUCGACGCACUCAAGGAAGAUUACGUGAAAACGCGGCCUACGAGUCUCCACAAGUCGUGGUUCGAUUAUAGCCCUUCGUACGGUGACGAUGUCGCUGAUCAGAACGCAACGGCGUUUUUAGCUUGGCUGCCAACUUGGUUUGAUGCAGUAUUGACGUUGAUUGGUGAAGAGCGACGACAAGCUCUGACAGUGUUUGGGCCAGAGAGUGUGUCGGAAAUAGUAAUGAAGGUAUUUCGAGAAUGCUUCCGUCCAAUUCUGCCUUCCUUUAAAAGUCGUUUGGAAUCAAUCUAUUCUUCGGAGGAAACCGGUCCUUCAAAAGGCUCUUUACAGUCGGUAUGCUCCAUUUAUGAGUCUACCCUACAGUUCCUUUCUUUGGCGUACGAAACGAUUGCCGGCGGUUGGCUCGAUUUGGUAGAGGGCGGAACGAUAAAGGGCAAUGGAUUAUCAAUUUACAAGGAAAUGGGGUUCGUCUUUCGCCAGAUUGCGUCCCCCUUCGUUUCUUAUCAACAACGGCUUCCAAAUCUGGAAACACGAUAUUCGACUGCGACCACCCAGACAAUCAUACGAGAGAUGCACCAGGCCGUCUCGGAUGUGUCGAAUGGAAAGGCAACGCUGGAAACAUUGCAAACUGCUACGCAGCUUUUACAAGAGCUCUCAGGUGCAUCAUUCCCCUUGGCUGAAGGCGCCGUCGCCCGCUUUGAGUUGUUGAACGGAGGCUACAACAGCGCCUCUGCGCUGCAAGCUGUAGAUAAGAUUGUUGCAACUUACUGUGGCGAGCUUGCCAUCGCUAUUAGAACCUUGUCCGCAACCACGACGGCCGAUGAAACUGCGUUGGCUGUGAAUUUCGACGAGUCGCACGUUCUUUGUGCGCUUGAGGUUCUCAAGAUUGCCGGCGCCUUUCGGAAGAAUUUACUUGAUCUUGAAGUGAAAACACGAGAACGUUUGACUGUGUUAUCAAGCCGCAUGUCGUCUUACAUUUCCAAGGAGAAGGAAUUGGAAGAAGUCCCUGCAACGACAACUCGAAAAUCGUCCGCUGCUGUCGUCCUAUUGCCAGAUUCCUUUUCAGCUGUUGAAAUUGAUUCCUUCUUGACGAAGGCUGUUUGCUUCGACGAGGAAAAUAACGAAACAAAUGCUGCGUUAGUCAUUUUGCAGCGUUUGGCGGAAUCAGGACCGACGUCUGUGCCGCUCUACCCUGAAACCGAGGAUGCUACACGACGUUUGGCAACUUCAUGCCACACGUUUGUCUUCGAUGUAUGCGCAGCUGUUCCUCGUCUUCAUUUGAAGGGAAUGUCUUCCUUGCAAAGCUGGAAAGAAGCGAAUGAACAGGAUAUCAACUCGUAUGGCAUUCUCCCCCAAUCAUACAUUACACAUGUCGGCGAGCACAUGUUAGCGCUUGUGCAGGCUUUGGAGCCAUUCGCAUCUGACUCUGAGGCACUGGGUUUGGCAAACGAAGUCAUGGGUGGAGUCCACGGUGUUGCCAUGCAGCCAUGGAGAGAGUUUCUCAGUGCGUCAGGGACCAUGGGUUCAGAAGAUGUCAUCAAGAGCCUGAUGAACGGGAAAAACCUCGACAACUUCGUUGUAGCAUCGGCUGCGCUUGGAGAGGAAGAAGGAACCGAAGAGGAAGAAAGCGAGGCCAACAAGUUUUGUAACGUUUGGUUGGAUGUUGUAUCAACGGCUGUCACUGGUCGUCUGUUAGAGCGGAUCAUGCGAAUUCCUUCCUUGACUCCGAAAGGAUGUGAGCAUUUGAAUACUGACUUGAACUAUCUCGUCAACGUCUUUUCGGCGCUCGGCGUCCGCGGGCACCCGCAUCCAUUGCUUGGUCAUUUGGCCGAACUUGCUUUGGUUGAGGCGGAUAAGAACGACUUUCCGCAAUGAAAUCAAGAUACUAAAAGUGAUGACUCGAAGCAAAACGAUAGUUAUGGCCUUUUAUACUAAAAUAGAAAAAUCUAGAUAGCAGC
Molecule: messenger RNA, 2699 nt
Organism: Phaeodactylum tricornutum CCAP 1055/1
Lineage: Eukaryota; Bacillariophyta; Bacillariophyceae; Surirellales; Neidiaceae
Exons: 3
Coding region: 1-2616 (871 amino acids)
Biological process (GO): Golgi organization; retrograde vesicle-mediated transport, Golgi to endoplasmic reticulum; intracellular protein transport
Cellular component (GO): COG complex
Source: RefSeq, a predicted model, not a curated record